Messenger RNA from Actinia tenebrosa (Australian red waratah sea anemone), 1692 nucleotides. Its product is annotated as tafazzin. NCBI's taxonomy places the organism in Eukaryota, Metazoa, Cnidaria, Anthozoa, Actiniaria, Actiniidae. Gene Ontology annotation, molecular function: 1-acylglycerophosphocholine O-acyltransferase activity. The record is from RefSeq and is a predicted model, not a curated record. Gene Ontology annotation, cellular component: mitochondrial membrane. Gene Ontology annotation, biological process: cardiolipin acyl-chain remodeling; inner mitochondrial membrane organization.
AUCAUCACAAAUUCAAAAUGGCGGACGGAUUAAGUGACGAAUAUUUAAACGAAAAAAUAAUCAAUAAUAACAUGAAAGAUCUGACUUCAUAGUUAAUCUUUACUGGAUAAAGAAGAUGUGUUUAACAACAUCAUGGCCUUUCUGUCGUGUGGCCAUGGAGAAAAUUUCUUGGAAGAUAGAAAGUUCAGUGAUUGUUGCCGCGGUUGGAGGAGCGAGUAAUCUGUGGCUGAAGUGGCUGAAUACUGUAAGAGUUCAUAAUCAGAUCACACUAGACCAGUGUACAGCUGAUCGUCCUGAUGGUGUACCACUAGUCACUGUAUCCAAUCAUUAUUCAUGUUUAGAUGAUCCUCUCAUGUGGGGAAUAUUAAAACUGAAGGUGCUUUUUAGUAGAGAAAAACAAAGAUGGACAUUAGGAGCCAAAGAGUUAUUAUUCAGCAAACCAUUGCAUGCAUUUUUAUUUAGCAGAGGAAAGGUAAUACCAGUAGUGAGAGGUGAAGGUGUUUAUCAAAAGGGAGUGGAUUUUGCUUUAGAACAGCUCAACCAGGGCCAGUGGGUCCAUGUUUUCCCAGAAGGAAAGGUUAUUGAGGAUGGUUCUCUUGUUCGACUAAAGUGGGGUGUUGGUAGAUUGAUUGCAGAGUCAAAAGUUACACCAAUAGUAUUACCCUUAUGGCACGUAGGUAUGGAUGACAUAUUACCUAACCAAAAACCAUACAUCCCACAAAUAAUGAAAAAAGUGACAGUUUUAGUUGGUGAACCAAUAAAGUUUGAAGACAUUUUGAAGGAUUAUCAGAAAAGAAAGAAAAGUGCUACUGAAGCACGAAAACACAUAACAGAUGUUAUUCAGUGUCGCUUCAAGGAACUAAAGGAAGAGGCAGAGUUUAUUCACAGCAAGUGGAGCUGACCUUCAAUCAAUCAAUGCUUGACUGCAAAUAUUGAAAUAUAAAUUAUGAUGGUGUCAUACCACUGGUCCAUACCAUUACUACUACUAGAGUCUGAUGUGCCUUUUACGGCAAAAGUAUGACCAGAUAUAUAGUAUUUGCAUAAUUCUAUGCACAGGUUUUUGUAUGUUAAACAUACACAUUUCGAUGCAAAACAGGCUGGUUUUACCAAAUAAGGCAUGUACAGGCUUGUUUGGCAGCUAAAAACAUGGUCAUACUUUAGUGCCUCGCUCUGUCAUAUAGUGGUAGUAACACCAUUAUGUAAAUACUUGAUAUUUUCUUGUUUAGGGAUGAAGGAUGUAUAGUUUGUUUCAUACAAUUUGGAAUAUCUUUUUUUACAAUGUACAGUAAUUUUAUGAUCAUCAAGUUAUGCUACUAACAACCAGCUUGACCAUCUGCGUUUAUUUAAUAUAUAACAUAAAUAAAAAAGGUUCAACUUUCUCGUACCCACACCUAGCAAGGUUUUAGUUUAGUUUUUUCUCUCUGGUGUUUCAACUUAGACUCUCUUCAUCACCUUAUCUUUUACAGCCAAGAGGAGAGUAAGUUGCAGUAAUAAAAGUUCCACAUGUCCAUACUGUCAGUAUUAUACAUUGAGAAUUUUCAGUCAUCUACAAUGGGUUCUUGUACAAGGAGUUCUCUAUUUUCAUAAGUCCAAAAGCCAUUCAAGUCUAUAAGAAUGCUCGCUACUGUUUCUCCUUGAGAACUGUGGAAAAAUAAGAAUAUGGAUAUAAUAAAACAAUGACGUAUGCAACAA